AUAUGAAAUAUUGAAGUGCGUGUUUUUGUCUAAGCGAUUCUGUAAACAAUUUUAAAGUGAAGUGAAGCGAGUUGAAGUUAAUAUAUUUCGAAUAUGCGCGAUACUGAUGGAGCUUUACUGGUGGAGAUCAAUCCCGCUGUGAAUUGUGCUCACUUGCCCGCACGUGCAACCCGUCUACUCAAUCGUUCUCGCCUGCAACAACAAUGUCCCAUUAGCAACGCCGAUUCCGACAGUUCCAAGUCUGCACACAGUGUACGACGCAGUGUGGCUGCAUCACGUGCUUCCUCUGCUUCGACAGCAUCGAAUGCCUCAUUGCACCGCAACACACAUCUGCAUCAACGGGACUCACACAGCUCCUCGGACGAUCUCAUGCUGUAUGAUAAAUCAUUUCGGAAUGCAAUGAUACAGGAGGUACUGCAAUUUAAAAAGCAAUUGUUGCGUUUGCGUCGUAUACUGCAGGAGGAUGAAGACGGUUUGACGAGGACUGAAACUCUCAACCCAUUCGAAACUGAUAAUGGGCAACUCUUUGCAUCCUGUGGCUUAGACAGCAAACUAUUAGAUGAUAUCGAUUUGGCUAGUUUAACAUCAUCCACAACUGACGACCCCUUACAGGAGUUGGCCGAUCUACGAAGACAGGUUGUUUACCUUCAGGGUCAAGUUGAUGAUCGUGAUCGGACGAUACGUUUGCAAAGAAAUCUCAUUGAAAAAUUAGAGGCUGAAAAAGCGGCAGGUCCAAAUGCUAAAACUGAUAUUACUAAAGAGUGCAUAAAUACAGCAACACAAACUGAACGGACAAGACCACUGGCCAUUGGAACGGAGAAUUUGUCAAGAAGUAAGCCCGAGUACCACAGUUAUACAACGCAUUUUCCAGCUAUUUGCAAUGAUUCGACCACAGUAAUUCAACAUCAACAGCAGUAUCCAGGUAAUAGCAAUGCUUUGAACCAAACACGUCGCCACACUAUCAUUUCCACAACGCUCACAAAUUACAACCAUCAGCAAAUGGGCUGUCAAGCACCGAGACGUGCCUCGAUUGCGUGGGAACAGCAACAACCAGAGGAACAAUCAGCUCAGACACCUAACUUAAUACCCAAAACGUACAAGCCCGUUAGAAUAACACUGAUUGGUGAGCCACUUAAGCAGUGGAAUGGCCUAAACAGCAGCCUCAAUGGUGAAGGCAAAUACAUGAAAAAUAUAAAUGGCUCACAUGCUGAGCUGGAAAAUAAAAAGAAUUUACUGAAUGGCUCUAAAGAAUUUGUGAAUGGUAACAGCACUAAUAACAUCAAUAGUAGUAAGUGCAAUAGCAACAACAACAAAAUCUCAAUUGACAGCCCAUUUAAUGGCACAAGUAGCUGCAAACAGAAUGGCUAUCACAACAGCAGUGCAGUUAUUGCAGGCAAUGGUUUGAAGCAAACAACUCUGCAAAUGGAAAAUAUCGUCAACAAUACGCAGCAACACUAUCAUCAUCAUCAGCAGCAACAGCAGCAGCUGCAACAACAAAAACAACAACAAAUAAAUGGCAAUUUAUAUCCAACAGUUACUAUAGUCUGAUGUAGGCUUUUCUUAUUGUAUUUCUUUUUUACUAUCUUUAACAUUUUGCUUUUUAAACUGUUUAUAUUAUAAAUAAAAUAUUUCCCACUCAUUUGGGGCAACAUUUGUAUUCCUUUUAAGAUACACGCACAUCUAUUUUUCGUAAAUCAAUACACACAUUUUUUAUAAAUUUUUCUUGCUUUAUAGUAAAAUAAUAUAAAAAAGAUCUAGAGUUUAGGCAG
Molecule: messenger RNA, 1769 nt
Organism: Teleopsis dalmanni
Lineage: Eukaryota; Metazoa; Arthropoda; Insecta; Diptera; Diopsidae
Product: myb-like protein P
Exons: 7
Coding region: 94-1548 (484 amino acids)
Source: RefSeq, a predicted model, not a curated record